Rattus rattus (black rat) is the source of this 3247-nucleotide messenger RNA. It is a transcript of the gene Tsn, whose product is annotated as translin. Lineage: Eukaryota; Metazoa; Chordata; Mammalia; Rodentia; Muridae. Gene Ontology annotation, cellular component: nucleus; cytoplasm. The transcript is spliced from 6 exons. The coding region runs from base 147 to 833 and encodes 228 amino acids. Gene Ontology annotation, biological process: RNA metabolic process. The record is from RefSeq and is a predicted model, not a curated record. Gene Ontology annotation, molecular function: single-stranded DNA binding; sequence-specific DNA binding; RNA binding.
GAAGACCCCGGCGCCAGCCUUGGCGCAAGAGGCGGUGGACGCGGCAGUAGCGGCAGCGACGGGCGUUGUGAGAGAGACCGCUACUUGUCUGUCGGUCGUACUGUGGCGGUGCUCCGGUGCUGACUGAUUGUAGGGCAGCCGGCGCCAUGUCUGUGAGCGAGAUCUUCGUGGAGCUGCAGGGCUUUUUGGCUGCCGAGCAGGACAUCCGAGAGGAAAUACGAAAAGUUGUGCAGAGUUUAGAACAAACUGCUCGAGAGAUUUUGACCUUACUCCAAGGGGUCCAUCAGGGCACUGGGUUUCAGGACAUUCCAAAGAGGUGCUUGAAAGCUCGAGAACAUUUUGGCACGGUAAAAACACAUCUAACAUCCCUGAAGACCAAGUUCCCUGCUGAACAGUAUUACAGGUUUCAUGAGCACUGGAGGUUUGUGCUUCAGCGCCUGGUCUUCCUGGCGGCCUUUGUAGUGUAUUUGGAAACAGAGACUCUGGUGACCCGAGAGGCUGUUACAGAGAUUCUUGGCAUUGAACCGGAUCGGGAAAAAGGGUUUCAUCUGGAUGUGGAAGAUUAUCUCUCAGGAGUUUUGAUUCUUGCCAGUGAACUGUCCAGGCUGUCUGUCAACAGUGUCACUGCUGGAGAUUACUCCCGGCCCCUUCACAUCUCUACUUUCAUCAAUGAGUUGGAUUCAGGUUUUCGCCUUCUCAAUCUGAAAAACGACUCCCUGAGGAAGCGCUACGACGGCUUGAAGUAUGAUGUGAAGAAAGUAGAGGAGGUGGUCUAUGACCUUUCCAUCCGAGGCUUCAAUAAGGAGACAGCAGCGGCUUGUGGUGAAAAAUAGGAGCUUUCCCCUGCGGCUGGCCUUGCUGGCUUGGCAGUUGCCGGGGAGGGCUAGCAUAGUGCCUCUUCCCGUAGUUAGCACACCAGUUGCUAAACACUGCGCUUUAUUUUCUUAAUCAGCUGUGUGGUGUGAGUAUCAGAAUUGAAAUACUUUUUUGGAUCUAAAAAAGAAAAGAAAAAAGAAAAAACCUUUUUUUUUUUUUUUGUUGUUGAGGUUUCAGUGAACUUGCUGUGUUGUUGUUGUAUUACCAUUUUGUCAAGAGUGUAAAUGUUGGUCUCUUGGUCAAAGUCCUUUUCUUGCUUACCUGACUGUUGACGUAUUAAGGACAGGUUUGUUGUCUUGUUUGUGAUUGUCCUAGAAGUAAGCAAUGAUGUUUUCUAGGUCCAGAUUAGUCCCUCAUUCCCAGUUGUAGCCUGGAUACAGUGUGAGAAUAGAAUGGCUGGCAAGAAAAGGAACUUUCUUUUAAGCUUUGUAAAUUAGUUGAUUUUUUUUUUUUUUUUUGGCCUGGGAAAUUUGAGGCCCCAACUCUUUCCCUGCUACUAAAAUACAGGAGAUGAAACCAUACAGUCCAACUCAGGAAGGUCAAGGUGGAAAGAUCCUUUGUUAGGGGUGUGGUGAUGUCUUGUGUUGGGUUAGAGUACCUCUUUUCUCACUUACCUUACGUCCCAUCUGUCUGCUGUAGCAGUUAGUCUUUACACCUGUCUUGAGCUAACACCCGUGUGCUAUAUUUGCAAACUAUGAGACCUUUUCCCAGCAGCCAGCUAGAACUGAUAUGGGAGUAGAAAGCCAUCCUCAUGCAUUCAUUCAUUACCUGUACGGAGGAGUGUGUUCUUAAGAGAAAUCAGUGCUGUGUGGUGUAGAAGAAAGUAAAAUUUGGCUUUAAAAAAUACAUGUGAUUGAUAGUAUAUUUUAGAAUAAGAAAUUUUAGGUUGUGAUCCUAUCAGUAUAUUUAAAAUGUAUAGUUUAGGGUAGUCAUGUAAACUUUGUGGGCUCCUCUAUCUCCUCUCGUUUGCAGAUAGCAUAAGCAUUCAUAUCUGGCUAGUCUUGGGGUAAAACUGAAAUUAUUAAAGUCAAGGCUGGUGGUGUAGCUUUUAGUGAUAGACUUGCAUGGCAGGUGUGAGGCACUAGUCCAUUCCUAGGAUUUCAAAAACCUGAAAAACCCAACAAAAAUAGUGCAUUUUUUAUUUUUGCACCCUCUGACAGGAAGCUGCUGACAUUACCAGUGUAACAGGAAAUAUUUAGGUGUGUCACCCUUUCUUGCUUGGUAGCAGUUUGGACUGCUUGUUUGUGCCGUGGGAUAUAUGACACUGGCUUUUAUCAGGCCAUGGUUAAAGACUGACUGGAAAGUGGGGCCUGAGAGUGCAGGCCUGUGCUCCCAGGCACACAGGAGGCUGAGGCACAAGGAUGGCAAAGUCAAGGCUUCAGGAUAGCCUGAAUUCCUGUGACAGGAAAACAACCCAAAAGGCUGGGAGGAAGAGUGGGGGGGAUGUUUCAGUGACUGUUUGCUUCAAAUGUUUAAGGCCUUGGGUUCAACCCCUCAUUGGGCAGUGUGGUGUCAUGAGGCUGACUCUAAUUUCCCAUCUUGAGGGAUGAGCUAUGAUUGCUGUAUAUUGUUGGACAUGUAGAUUAGCCUUCUUCAUGGUUCUUUUUGCAGGGUUAGAAUAAGGUAUUGAGUUAUUUUGUUAGUUUGCUUUUUGAGACAGGCAGGGUUUUGCUGAUAGUCCAGGCUGGCCUGGAACUCGCACCUCUGUUUCCUUUUCCUGAGUACAGGUUUAGGCUCUUGAAAGCGUCUGGGAAUGUAGAAGGCUUUUCAGCUGCAUGGUCAAUUAAGAGACAGGAUGUUCCACAGGUUCUUGCUUUGUUGCUUAAGUGUGGGUUCUGUUAGACAUCUAGACAUCAUAAAAGCUCUUGCCAAAAGUAUCAUUUUUUCCUCUUUAGAGACAGAGGGUGUGAUGUCCCACCUGCAGUGUUGUCUAGGCUGGUCUCAAGUACCUGGGCUCAAGCCCUCCUCUUGCCUCAGCCUGUGAAGCAGCUGGGACUCAAGGUCUGUGCUGUCACUGUGCAUGACCUUGAAAUUCAGUUUCAGAUGCAACAAACAUUGCACUUAAGGGUUAUGUUUCUGGUGUUGUGAUUCUACUUGAGAGUUUAGAAGUGUCAUGUUGCUAAUUAGUUGUGUUCGUUGUGGGCUUGUAAAGCAAUAAAAUUGGUUUUGGUCUCUUUGUAAAGUAGUGUGCUGCUGUUUGAAUUCUUCCAAAUGGAGAAUGAAUUGUUCAUGUUCCUUGGAGGCAGAAGAAGCCUGAGUUGUGUAAUGAUGACACCAACCAAGACACUAGCCACUCCCAGGGCUUUAAUGUAAGUACAGAUAAUGUUUGUGUGAUCACCUCCAUGAGGAAAUUAAAGGUGUUUGAAUUGAA